AUGUCCGACUCCAAGAUUCUCGAGCUCGUUGAGCAGGCCUCCCGUGAGAGCGAACGUGGCGGCUACCAGCGCGCGGCCGAGCUGCUGAAAGAAGCCUCCGCUAUUGACGCCGACAGCCCGCUGAUCAAGGAAGAGUGGCAGCGCCUACAGCGUGAGGAAAGCCGCGGGCCCUGCGUGCGCCUGGUCAAGAGCUAUGUCAACGCCAAGAACGAGGCCGACGGCACCGAAGCCGUUCGCUUGCUGGGAAACACCCAGCUCGCCCGCGACGUCGCCGAAGAGGCUAUGACCGUUCUGAUGGACCUUAGCGGAGAGGACCAUCUUGCCGACAGGAUCACCGGAGCUCUGCUGAAAACCCAGCUGCACGCCCGCCAGUACCUCGCCACCCAGCUCAAGGACCAUCCCCAUGUCACCUUCGAACGCCUGUUCGAUCGCGGUGAUGAGAGCAUCGACGGUCUCUUUGCCGUCCUCCUGGAUACCGAUUCCUGGGCCUUCAAGGAGAAACGCAUCCAAGCCCUGAGGGACAUCUUCAUGCUGUCCCUUGCCCAGAUGAUGGAGGCCGGCCUGGCCCACCCCGAGCGCGCAAUGAAGGCCAUCGCACGAGCCCUGGCCGCCGAAGCAAACCACCUGAACGGCAUCAUCGACGCCGACGGCUUCGACGUCAUUCUCUCUUCCCUAGACAUCCGCCAGCCCGUGUCCCUCCGCAGCCAGGCCACCCUCGCAACCGCCAAGCUGCUCGAGCUCUCCCCUGAGAACUCGCAGAAGCUGAUCACGCGUUACGUCACUCACAAGGUCGCAGCGCCCACGACAGAUUGCCUGGUUCAAGCUUACUCUGCUGCCGCUGCCAUCUUUCCCAUUGCUCCCGCCCAGGCAUCCGCUCUGUUCUUAACGCAGGGCUUCCUGGAGACGUACGUCGACACCAUCAUCACCCGCGGGAGUCAGCGGCUUGAGCAGGCUGCCUUGGAGUUGUUGAGCGCCGCUUGCAUUGACAAGAAUUGUCGCGAUGCCAUCAACAAGCAUUGUAAAGAGUGGCUGGAGGAUCUCUCAAGGUCCAGUAGCGACAAGAAUAGAGCAAACAAGGCUGCCCUUAUUCUUGUCAAGAUCCACGACUCCCCUGUCGGUGAUGACAGUGCCAUGACUUCGGCGUCUGAGGAUGAGCAUCAGGAUGAACUGGUUUCUAGGUUCAAGAAGGUGGUGCUUGACUCGGACAACACGGUCAAGCAAGAAUCGGUUGAAGGACUUGCUUACUCGUCCCUGAAGUCGAGGGUCAAGGAAGAACUAGCACGAGAUAAGACGUUCUUAAGAGAACUGGUCAAGGUCAUGAGUAGCGACGGAGUCCCCAAACCGCUGAUCUUCGGCGGUAUAACCAUCUUCAGCAACCUCACAACCUACCGUCCGGUUCGGACAGAUGAGCAAAAACGCAUCGCCCAGCUCAAGGCCUAUGCGAAUACUAAGAAACCAGCCCCUGAGGAUCCGUUGGAGAACGAUGCCGUUGUCACAAUCCGCUGCGCAAGAGUAUUGCAAGCUGGCGUAGUGCCCUUUCUGGUGAUGGAGUGUAGGAAAGCUUCGCCGAGCGUCUUGUCGCAAGUCCUCCAAAUUUUCCUCAAUCUAUCCAAGGAGCAGAAGCAUCGCGGCACCAUGGCGCAGCAAGGUGCCGUAAAGGCGUUGAUUCAAGUCGCCGAAAGCGUCAACAAAACCGCCAUCCACACGCAAUCCUCUUACUGCCAGGCCAAUCUUCGCACCGCUGCCCACGCUCUCGCCCGCAUCCUCAUUUCCGUAAACCCCAGCCAUAUCUUCUCGGCCUCAAGCGCCCUUCCCGUCACCUCCGCCAUCCGCCCGCUCGUCCAGCUCCUUGAAGACGACCCCACGGCUGACCAGCGCGACUUACUGCCCGUGUUUGAAUCGCUCCUCGCGCUGACCAACCUGGCAUCCCUAGACGACGACGCACGCAACGCCAUCAUCAAGCUGGCGUGGACACGCAUCGAGGACCUGAUGCUUGCCAAUAAUCCACUCGUGCAGCGCGCGUCGGUCGAGCUGGUCUGCAACCUCAUGGCCGGCCAACAGGGCGUUAUGCUCUUCGCCGAUGGCAGCCCGCAGGCAGGCCAGCGCCUACACAUCCUCCUCGCGCUCGCCGAUGUCGAAGACUUGGCUACGCGCCGCGCUGCGGGUGGUGCACUGGCCAUGCUGACCGAGUGCUCGGAUGCCGUCGUUGACGCUGUCAUCAAGCGGGACCGCGGGGUAGAGGUCUUGCUUGCGCUGGCGUCCGACAGUGGGAGUGAUGAACUGAGGCACAGGGGCGCCGUUUGUAUCAAGAACUUGGUGGUGGCAGAGGGGGAGAUAGGACAGAGGGCAAAGGAAAAGGUUAGAGAGGAAGACGGAGAGGAAGUGCUUAAGCAGAUGUUGGUGAAGGAGAAGAGCACGCCGAUUUUGCAGGAAGGCAUAGAAGCGUUGAAGGCGCUGCAGUAG
Lasiodiplodia theobromae is the source of this 2463-nucleotide messenger RNA. RefSeq names its product Actin cytoskeleton organization protein. The transcript has a single exon. Lineage: Eukaryota; Fungi; Ascomycota; Dothideomycetes; Botryosphaeriales; Botryosphaeriaceae. Bases 1 to 2463 code for a protein of 820 amino acids. The record is from RefSeq and is a predicted model, not a curated record.